Fukomys damarensis (Damara mole-rat) is the source of this 2140-nucleotide messenger RNA. RefSeq names its product cell cycle regulator of NHEJ (gene Cyren). Gene Ontology annotation, cellular component: nucleus; cytoplasm. Bases 1210 to 1677 code for a protein of 155 amino acids. Gene Ontology annotation, biological process: negative regulation of double-strand break repair via nonhomologous end joining; double-strand break repair via nonhomologous end joining. The transcript has 5 exons. NCBI's taxonomy places the organism in Eukaryota, Metazoa, Chordata, Mammalia, Rodentia, Bathyergidae. The record is from RefSeq and is a predicted model, not a curated record.
UCCUUCAAGUCUUAUUGUUACUCAGUCUGGCGUUAGACUCCUGAGCUCAAAUGAUCUUCCUCCUUCAGCCUCCUGAGUAGACAGAAUGAUAGGUGUGCACCCUGGCUUCAAUUCCUCAUUUGAAAACUAUAGGAAGGGAUUUUUAAGUUAAAGCUUAGCUUUCUGUUAAUGUGGGUAGGAUUCCCAGCCAAGAGGUAGUCAUAACCAAGUAGUUUGUCUAUAGGGUAAACUGAGGAGUUAUUCACAGGACAGCCAAUGAAGUGUGUGAUGGGUUGCAUUCCUGAGGAACUGGAAGCGGGUUUGGAAUUUGUCCCCAGUCAGAGAUCUGAUAAUAAUUAAUAAUACACACUUGGCCCCUCCCCUGCUUGGGAGCCUGGGAGCUAGGUAAAGCUGCCUGCUGUCCAUUUUCCCACCAAGGUCAGGCCAGAGGGGAAGGGAAGAGUUGGACUUUGAAAUGAGGUUGCUAACUGUUUUUCUAGAUUUUCUUCCAAAAAGCAUUGUGUUGGCAAGAGAUGGGAUUUGGGGCGGCUUGUGGACCAUCACCUCCAGCCCCUAUUCUGCCUUUGGAGCUUGCAAAGCCCAUUCUGGCCUGCCAGGGCCUUGGCAGAGGGAGGCUGUUGUGUCCCGCCCUGCUCUGGGUGGGCCCGGCCUCCUCCCUGCUGGCCCACACUGGUCCUUGCUGAGCUGCAUCCUUUUGUGCCUUGUGUCUGCAGUUUAUUCAGUGGAACAUCCACAAGAGUGGCUUGAAAGUGUCUGACCACAGCCUCCCCUCGGACGCCACGGGCCCCUUUGUGCUGUCUGGUUACAGCGGCUACAAGCAGGUGCAAGUCCCCAGGGGCCGGCUUUUUGCUUUCGACUCAGAGGGCAACUACAUGCUGACAUGCUCUGCCACAGGGGGCGUCAUCUAUAAGCUGGGAGGUGAUGAGAAAGUCCUGGAGAGCUGCUUGAGCCUGGGUGGCCACCGGGCACCUGUGGUCACCGUGGACUGGAGCACUGCCAUGGACUGUGGGACUUGCCUCACUGCCUCUAUGGAUGGCAAGGUCAAGCUGACCACACUGCUGGCCCACAAGGCAUUAAUGGUCGGCUACCACUUGGGACACCUAGGCCUCUAACUCCUGGUGUGAUGAGACAGUGGGAUUCACUGUUUUUAAUCAAAGACGCAGCUCAGUAAGCCUGGGGCCUGACUCCACUUUGUGGGAAACCGUAGGGAUGGAAACAUUAAAAUCUGAGACCAAAAAGAGAGUCCUUCCCUCAUGGAUGACAGCCCAGGUGGCCGAGAGGAGGGUGGUGCCAUCGAAGACCCCCAAGAAGAGGAGGAUGGUGGAGGCUGCAGUGGCAGCAAGACGCCUUGAAGCGAAGACCGUGUACUGCAUGAAUGAGGCUGAGUUGGUGGAUGUGGCCUUGGGGAUCCUGAUUGAGGGCCGCACCCAGAAGCCCUGGGAAGAGCCAGCUGUGGCAGAUGCAGAGAAGACUGAGCUCUGCCCCACAGUAUCUGGGUCUCCUCAUUCGAGCUCUUGUGGCAACAGCGAGGAAGAGGACAGUGGGAACGACAGGCUGGCCCUGGGCCUCAGCCCUUCCCAGAGGCUGGAGACGUCCACCUCUGCCUAUAGCAGGAGCCCGGUGCAGCAGGAGGUGGAGGAUGUGUUCAAAUAUGUCAGGGAGAUAUUUUUCAGCUAAGGGAUGAACUGCCUGCUGGGCUUUUCUGCUGAGGGAAGCUGGGCACAGCUAGGGCUGCCUCCCCGGACCUGGUUGAGUCAUUGUAGCUAAGAAGCCUGGGACACCCUGGGCCUUGGAGACUUGAGUUCCUCCCACACUGUGCCUGCCUCUGGCUCAGCAAGUCCGGAAUCCCAGCCAUCUGUCCUGUGCAGUUACCAGGUUCCAGGGGAAAUGAGGCCAUGGGGUUCAGCUUACCGGAACCUAAUACUUUUCAAGGAGGAGCGUGGCCACAGAGUACAUUGGAAUUCGUAGAGUUUAGUCAGCACAAUCUUAGGGGAGGCCUGUGUUAAAAACAGCCUCUGUCCCAAGGCUGUGUGUCGGGGAUGCCAAGCACCAGGGCUGCCCUGCAGAUGGGUGAGCUAGAUAGGCCUCCCCCGUUCUUCCUGUGAAGUGAGAGUAGGACAGGAGCACAGAGGAUGGACUA